This is a messenger RNA of Penicillium chermesinum, 1632 nucleotides long. RefSeq lists its product as uncharacterized. The record is from RefSeq and is a predicted model, not a curated record. NCBI's taxonomy places the organism in Eukaryota, Fungi, Ascomycota, Eurotiomycetes, Eurotiales, Aspergillaceae. Bases 1 to 1632 code for a protein of 543 amino acids. The transcript is spliced from 2 exons.
AUGGUGUCUUCCGCUCGGAUCGCGGAUCGCACUGCGAGCCAGAGCGUCACCUCCGUGGCGUCGCGUCCUUCCCACUCCGGUACACGACAUAGAUCAGGGCAUAGACCAGGACGGUCGCAUCAUGGCGGCUCCAUACCUACCUCGUCGAAUGAUUUCCCCAUCUUCACAUACACCGGGGACACCGAAAUCGCAAUCCGUGCCGGUUCGCAGGAGAAGCGAUUCCUGCUGCACCGACUGAUUCUGACCCAGUGCUCUGGAUUCUUCGAGGCAAGUACAAGUGAAGGCUGGUCGCGUAAUCAAACAACAGGGCUUUCUAAGCCCGACGGAACGAUUUCGCGGAUUAGCGAAGACGACGACUCGUCCACUGGAUCAACAUUGGUCCAAUCGGAUCAUGGAGGAAGUCGCUCGAACGAGAAGCGGCGAUGGAGAUUUGAACUUGACUGGGCGAAUCGAGGAGAGGAGGAGGAGCCCAUCCUUGUGCAAACGCAACCGACCUACGCACCGAUGUUCAACGACCAGCCCACACAUACCCCGACCAUGGCUAAGCCAUCUAAUGCACAAGCAGGAUUCUUUCGUUCCAUGGCGAACCUAGCCGGAAUGCAGUCCGUUGCCCACCUGCCACAAAGCGAGGGCGGAAAGAACACCGAUGUUGAUCCGUUGAUUCGCGACUAUGACAACCUCUUCCGCAUAUUCUACAACUUUCCCCCCGAACUCAACAGCGUCAAUAUUGCCACUGCGUACACGGAAUGCAAGUCUCUCCUGGGUCUGGCCGACAUGUAUGAUGCGCUGCCGGUAACAGGUCCCCGGAUAGACCACCAUCUUUUGGGUUUCGGCUCAAGGCUUUUCAAACAAAUCUCAAAGUACCCACCCAGUUAUUUGAAGCUAGGAUACCUUGCUCGCAGCCGGGUGAUAUUCACCGAGGCUCUCAUCCACGUCGUGGGUCAAUGGCCCGCAGCAUUACCAAACCUACGCAAUGGCUCGUACGCUCCUCUUCCUGAUGCCGUUCUCGAUCUUAUCGAGGAUAAAUACGAAGAUCUGGAGGAUCUUAAAGCCCGGGUGGAAUCCAAGUUGUUCCGCCUUAGCCUGACUACUUCGCGUGGAGAGCGCGUAGGGCCCCACAAUGCAUAUUUGGACUGGCUCGCCGUGUCUCUGUUUCGCCAGUGGCUGAUAGAGAAUAUGACCCCUCCGCCGGCUCCAAUCCUCAAGAACACACCGAACGCCCAGAGUACCGUGCAGGCGAAUGGGGUUGCCUCCCAAUCCGGCUCGUCACGGCCCACGCCUACGCCCGAUCCAGCGGCUCGUGUGUAUCGGUUGAUUGGUUCGAGCUCCUCACAGGCAUACCUCACCCAUGAGGAGCUGAAACGGUUCCUCAAGAUCCACCCGAUCCAGUCCGCGGACUCUCUGUAUACCCGAGAGACUAUGAAACGAUUCGAGCGAAAAAUGGACGAAAUCAAACGGCUGGCCCGAGAAAUUGUCAAGCCGCUCAUGCGGAACUUCCUCGAGUUGGAGGUGAAAGCGAGCCCCGGGCAGGCUGGUCCUGCUACCGUUGGUUCUCGUGAGAAUACCACCACUACUGGUCUACCUUAUUUGACGUGCACAAGAGUUGAAGAGGCUGAUCUACCCUGGAACUGA